AUGGGCUGCUUUCCCUCCAAGUCGUCUUCCGAACCCCCACAAGCCUCUACAAUGCCUCAGUCCAAGCUCCAGCGACUCGAGCGCCCUUCUCGUUAUCCGAAGGGCCAGGGUCCCUCUUUCUACGCCGCGUAUGCACGCGCUGCACGCCGCUACGGCUUCGAGGCAGGUGUAUACGCCGGCUUCGCCAAGCGCAACAAUGUCGUAGUGAAGGUCAGAGGCAAGGAGGACAAGUCCACCGAGCACGAAGUCCCCGCCGAGUCCAUUCAGAAUGGUGAGAUCCGGCGCUUCUCGCACAUUACGGAGUACGUUGUCCAAGUGACCAUUGGCACUCCUGGUGUUACUCUCAAUCUCGACUUUGACACUGGCUCGUCGGACCUCUGGGUCUGGAGUUCCGAGCUUGCGGGCGUCUCGACGAGCGGCCACAACAUCUACAACCCAAAGAACUCUUCUACCGCUGUGAAGGCAGAUGGAACCUGGAACAUUAGCUACGGUGACGGCUCUUCCGCCUCCGGCGACGUCUACGCCGACAAUGUCAUCGUUGCCGGAAUCACAAUUUCCAAACAAGCCGUCGAGCUCGCGAGCAAACUGAGCUCCAGCUUCUUGCAGGACGGCGGGAACGACGGUCUACUCGGUCUCGCAUGGCCUGCGAUCAACACCGUCCAGCCUCAGUCAGUCGCAACGCCCGUCGAGAACAUGAUCUCCCAGAAACUGAUCAAUCCGUCGGUCUUCACUGUCAAGUUGGGCCAUGGUACUGAGGAGGAGAGCUUCUACUCGUUCGGCUAUAUCGACAAGACUGUCACCUCCAGCCCGAUUACUUACGCCAAGGUCGACAACUCUCAGGGCUUCUGGCAGGCCGAGUCCACCUCGUGGACGCUCAAUGGUGAGAAGAAGACUCGCUCGGGCAACUCGGCUAUCCUCGAUACUGGCACCACGCUCUGCCUCGUCGAUGACAGCGUUCUCGAGGCCAUCUAUGGCGCGAUUGAGGGUGCUCAGUACAGCAACCAGCAAGGCGGUUGGAUCUUCCCCACCAAUGCCAAGAUCCCCGAAGUGUCUUUCGCGGUCGGUGAGACACUGUACAAGAUAAAUGCGGUUGACUUCGCGUUCGGUGACGCUGGCGAUGGAAACACCUUCGGCGGUAUCCAGAGCCGCGGUGAUCUCAACUUUGAUAUAUUCGGUGACAUCUUCCUGAAGUCGGUAUAUGUUGUCUUCGACCAAGGCGGGCAGAGGGUCGGACUCGCGCAAAGGGAUGAUUGA
Sparassis crispa is the source of this 1254-nucleotide messenger RNA. Its product is annotated as Aspergillopepsin-1. NCBI's taxonomy places the organism in Eukaryota, Fungi, Basidiomycota, Agaricomycetes, Polyporales, Sparassidaceae. The transcript has 9 exons. Gene Ontology annotation, molecular function: aspartic-type endopeptidase activity. Bases 1 to 1254 code for a protein of 417 amino acids. The record is from RefSeq and is a predicted model, not a curated record. Gene Ontology annotation, biological process: proteolysis.